Messenger RNA from Grosmannia clavigera kw1407, 1830 nucleotides. Its product is annotated as glycoside hydrolase, family 76. The coding region runs from base 1 to 1830 and encodes 609 amino acids. The record is from RefSeq and is a predicted model, not a curated record. NCBI's taxonomy places the organism in Eukaryota, Fungi, Ascomycota, Sordariomycetes, Ophiostomatales, Ophiostomataceae. Gene Ontology annotation, biological process: carbohydrate metabolic process. The transcript has a single exon.
AUGAUUCACGACCCCAUCAGGAUUGCCUGUGCUGGCCUGGCCGUGUCCGUGCUCUUCGGCACCACCGCGGCAAGCAGCAUCCCUCCCGGCCCCUUUCAGCGCAGCGCUGCCGGCAUGACCUGCAGCCGUUCGGGCAGCUGUGCCGAGGCCAAGGCCAAGCCCAUCUUUGACGUGCUCGACGAGUUCUUGGACGCUUUGCGUGUGCUCCAGGGCGACUACUUUGAGCUGUGGCUGGGAACCUGGCCCCAGGCAAUCGACUGGACAGCAGCCGUAACCGGAACCCACGUGGCUGGCGCUCUCAGCUCGCUCUCCAGCACUCUGCCCGUCCACGACGACGAUGCUCGUGCCAAGGAGAAUCUUAUCACGACGUACUUCUCCCAGCUCUUGAGCUACUACUUUGGCCAGGAUGCCUUUGCCAUCCGCAACGAGGCGUACGAUGACAUGCUCUGGGUCGUUCUGGGCUGGCUGGAACUCAUCGAGUUUAUCAACUACCACACCCUGAUCUACCUCCAGUCCGAUGUCCCCGCAACAGUCGCUUCCACCAUCUAUCCGAGCCAGGAUGUCUCGGAGAUUCUGCGGAACCAGACCUGGUACGGCAACCUGUGGACCCCUGCCUUCUCUCACCGCGCCCGCAUCUUCUGGGAUCUUGCCUCGCGGGGCUGGAACACCACGCUUUGUGGAGGCGGCAUGUUGUGGAACCCGCGCCUGGAGCCUUACAAAAACUCGAUCACCAAUGAGCUGUUUAUUGCCUCGUCCGCAUCCAUGUACCUCUAUUUCCCCGGUGACCCAAACCCGUCGCCGUUUUCGAGUGACCGCGACCCACGGGUCAGGGAUCCCGCCAAAGACCAGCAAGGCUCGCGUGAACCGCACGAGAAGAAGCACUUGCAGGCUGCACUUGACGCAUACGACUGGCUGGCCAGCUCGGGCAUGAUGAACCGCCAAGGCCUCUACAUAGAUGGCUUCCACAUCAACGGGUGGAGCAAUGCGUCCAACCCCAAUACCAAGUGCGACGUCCGCAACGAAAUGGUCUACACGUACAACCAGGGCGUUGUCUUGACCGGCCAGGUUGGCCUGUGGAAGGCCACCGCAGACGAGAGGUUCUUGGACGACGGCCAUGCGCUGAUACAGUCUGUCAUCCGGGCAACCGGCUACGACCUCGGGCGGGACCGGCCUGUCGACAACAUUGAUGCUUUGAAGCCCGGCCAAUUGCCACCUUGGCACGGUCUUGGCCGUGCUGGCGUCUUGGAGGAGCAGUGCGAUAUCUCCGGCGAAUGCUCCCAGGACAGCCAGACGUUCAAGGGCAUCUACUUCCACCAUCUGUCGGCCUUCUGCGCACCAUUGGACGCGGUCGCGGCCGAGGAAAGCCAGACAUCAGUCAACCAUCGCAAUGCCUGUGUCUCCUACUUGGGCUGGAUCCGACACAAUGCCGCAGCAGCUCUCGCCACCAAGGACUCUGACGGCAAGUUCGGCAUGUGGUGGACGGCUGGCCUGCUAGACAUAUCCGCUGCUUCUCUGGAUGGCAUGUCGCCAAAAUGGUCGUCAGACAGCAGCUGUGUCGAUUAUCGGACGUAUGGCGUGCCCGAUGACACAACUUGGACGUCUGUCCCCGUCCAAGGAGCUCCGGCGCCCGACCCUUAUGAGGAGCAACGGCCAUUGAUGGGCGGGUCGUCCAGAGGUGCCACACGAGCCCAUAGAAAUGGGCGCCGCACAACGACGAGAGCCCUCGCGGAUCCCAAUACACGGGGCCGCGGCCGGACAGUCGAGACGCAGGGAGGCGGUCUUGCCGUCCUUCGGACCCUGUGGGAGAUCACCAACCUAGCGAAUAGAUAA